Hydra vulgaris (swiftwater hydra) is the source of this 1251-nucleotide messenger RNA. Its product is annotated as beta-2 adrenergic receptor. Lineage: Eukaryota; Metazoa; Cnidaria; Hydrozoa; Anthoathecata; Hydridae. Gene Ontology annotation, molecular function: G protein-coupled receptor activity. Gene Ontology annotation, biological process: G protein-coupled receptor signaling pathway. The record is from RefSeq and is a predicted model, not a curated record. Gene Ontology annotation, cellular component: plasma membrane.
AGGUUGUAAUAGAAAGUACAAAUUCUCAAUAUUAAAAACAUAGUAAGCAUUUUACAAAACAUUUAUUCUUGCAGAGACAUACGCUUGCAAAGGCAUUAAACAGUUAAAAUUCUGUUAUUACAAGGACUAACUAUUCUGUUUGAAUUAGUUUAUGUAAAAAUUGAAACAAUUGAUCAUAAUAUUAUCAAAAAAAAAAAAAAAAGAAAAAGAAACAAUAAAAAACUAAAACAUGAUAUGUUGGCGAACAAAAUUGAACCAUUUAUCUAAUUUGAUAAUCUUGGGGAUCCUUCUUUGUGUCGCAACAAUUGUAGCAACUGUUACUAACAUGCUUGUGUUAAUCAUUAUAGCUCGCAUGAAGAAAAGAUCUAUAUCGUACCAUAUUUUACUUUCACUAGCAACUGCUGACUUUUUUGUUGGAUUGAUUCUCGGCCCAAUAACUGCAAUUCAGGUUUUUGAUGUCAUGUUAUUAGAAAACUGUUUAACCCAUACAAUCCGUAGUUGUUUUUUAAUUUUGCUAGUUGGUUCCUCAUUGUCAAGUUUAGCAUUAGUUGCAUAUGAUCGGUAUUUGUUACUGACCAAGCUACAUAACUACAAUAAAUAUAUGACAAAAAAAAAAGUUAUCAUUUUCAUUUUAUUAUCAUGGUUUGUUCCUGGAAUAAUACCAAUUGCGCGGCAGUUUAAUAUGACGGCGUUUGUCGUUUUACGUGUUGCUGUCUACACUCUGCCACUUGUGGCUUUAAUCGUAUUCUAUUUUUUAAUUACGAUGGACGUUCGGAAAAAAGAAAGAAAUCUUUCACGCCAUCAAAUAAAUCAAAACGUUGCUGGUAGCGAUAACUCCUCCACUUGCGAAAAUUCGAACAGUCAUGAAACAGCAGUUGUCGAGAUAAAACGUCAUUACAACUUCUUAAAUUCAGGAAGAAAAAUAAAACAUAUAAAACUUGCUAAGUCCGUGUUACUUUUAAUUGUGUGUUAUUUUGUAUCAAUUUUUCCUUUAAACAUUUGGAUGAUGCUAGAAUUGGCAAAUUUAAACGAAAGAAUGUAUAGUAACUUGGCACAUCAAAUAUUUUAUUUCGGAGCAAUCUUCCUGAUGCAAGUUAACUCGUGUGUAAACCCUGUAAUUUAUUAUUUAAAAAAAAAAGAAAUCAGAAGAGGCUUUCACCAAAUUUUCAAAAAAAGACUUUAACAUUAAUGUUUUUUAUUUUUUAAAGAAGCUUUGAAUAAUAUCAAUUUUCUGAAUAUAAAAAUAUUUAA